This is a messenger RNA of Nannospalax galili (Upper Galilee mountains blind mole rat), 333 nucleotides long. Its product is annotated as cytochrome P450 2B11-like. The record is from RefSeq and is a predicted model, not a curated record. Gene Ontology annotation, molecular function: heme binding; iron ion binding; oxidoreductase activity, acting on paired donors, with incorporation or reduction of molecular oxygen, reduced flavin or flavoprotein as one donor, and incorporation of one atom of oxygen. NCBI's taxonomy places the organism in Eukaryota, Metazoa, Chordata, Mammalia, Rodentia, Spalacidae. Gene Ontology annotation, biological process: xenobiotic metabolic process. The transcript is spliced from 3 exons. Bases 1 to 333 code for a protein of 110 amino acids. Gene Ontology annotation, cellular component: intracellular membrane-bounded organelle; cytoplasm.
AUGUCAGUGUCAGAUGGUGAGAUCUGGGCUCUGCCUCUGCAGCUUUGGGAGAAAUAUGGGGACGUCUUCACAAUCUACCUGGGGCCCCACACUGUCGUAUUCCUUUGUGGAUACCAGGCGAUGCGGGAGGCCCUAGUGGAUCAGGCUGAGGCUUUCUCUGGGCGAGGGUUCAUCGCCAUCACUGAUCCCAUAUUCCAGGGAACUGGCAUAAUCUUUGCCAAUGGAAAACCUUGGAAAGUCCUCAAGAGGUUCUGUUUGACCACCAUGAAGGCCUUUGGGAUGGGGAAAUGGAGCAUCGACGAGAGGAUCAAGGAGGAGGCUCAGUGUUGGUAA